Molecule: messenger RNA, 307 nt
Organism: Staurois parvus
Lineage: Eukaryota; Metazoa; Chordata; Amphibia; Anura; Ranidae
Source: the annotation of a GenBank genome assembly
UGUGUCCUCUGGACACAGUGAAACACCGAUCAGACGGGACGGGUCAGACGGGACCUCCGUGCGAGGUCCCGAUCAUGUGAUCACUGAUUAGCCAAUCAGUGAUCACAUGCAGAGUAGCAAGCAAGAUGUCACUUGUGACAUCAUUGCUUACUAUGUGUGAAAUCUGUGAAUGAUCACAGAGGUCACAUGGGAGUGCGCACAAGCAGGUGCGGGGAGGCCGUUUAUAAAUGGCCACCCGACCCUGCAGUGCCACCGUCCGGCCGUUUAUAUGCAAUGGCCGGUCGGGAAGUGGUUAAAAAAGAUGUAC